Molecule: messenger RNA, 789 nt
Organism: Phytophthora sojae
Lineage: Eukaryota; Oomycota; Peronosporomycetes; Peronosporales; Peronosporaceae
Exons: 1
Coding region: 1-789 (262 amino acids)
Source: RefSeq, a predicted model, not a curated record
AUGGCACGACGCCGCGGAGGUGGCUCCCAGAGCCUGAGACCGAUACGUAAAAGAAAAAAAGCCUCUGAUCGGAAGACAGCAGCGUACAAGCGGGCCGUAGCCAUCCUGGGAGAGGAGCGAGUUCAGCAGAUCCGUCGGGACUGGGACUCAUGGGACACAAGCUAUGGCGGAAAAGAGUGGCAGCAGUCGGAAGGUGUCGUGCUUCAGCUUCUACAAUUAGGACUCUCGGAACGUGUGAUUAGAGCGAUCAUACCGGUCGGUGGAAGUCGCGUAGCAAGACUAAGGAAGGUGCUAGAGGUUGGAAUUGAGUCGUUGCACACAAGGCGCGCAAAACUUACACCCUGGCACGCAUUCACGGAGGACGAUGUUGCUCGUUUCAAAGCGCAUUGUGCUACGUGGAUAUUGGAGGAUGGGUUUACGUGCGCCCACCGACACCCGCGGCAGUACUUCACUGAGCCCAAGCUGACGUGGAAGAUUGUACACGCUCGCUAUGUGGACGAUAUCGCCCGAAUCAACCCAGAUGCCCGCACACUAAGUUACUCCCACUUCAUCCAGUACAAGCAGGACUACUUUCCUGGUGUCCGUCUAAAACGAACAGCGGAGGAUAUCUGUGACUGCUGCGUUCGCCUAGAUAUUUUGUUUCAGCAGCCCGAUAUUUCUGAGGAAGAGCGCGAGGUUGUACUACUGGAAAAGAGAACUCACCUUAACGAAGCAAUCGCUCAGCGGCGAUUCGUCCAACUUUGUCAAAGAUUAUACGGCUUUGCAUGCGCCUCAGCAGAUUUUAUCUGA